Gallus gallus (chicken) is the source of this 720-nucleotide messenger RNA. RefSeq names its product phospholipase A2 group IIA (gene PLA2G2A). Gene Ontology annotation, biological process: arachidonate secretion; phospholipid metabolic process; negative regulation of T cell proliferation. Gene Ontology annotation, molecular function: phospholipid binding; calcium ion binding. The record is from RefSeq and is marked validated. Lineage: Eukaryota; Metazoa; Chordata; Aves; Galliformes; Phasianidae.
GUGCUGCUCGCCAUCCUCUCCCUCCGCAGUGAAGAUGAGGAAUCUCCUGCUCGCCCUGCUGCUGGCUUGCGGGCUGCCUCCGGCGCGUGGCAGCAUGUUGGAGCUGGAGCGCAUGAUCAGAGUGACCACAGGGAAGAGUGCCUUGCUGUCCUACAGCUGGUAUGGGUGCUUCUGCGGCAUCGGGGGCAGAGGGACCCCGGUGGACCCCACUGACACCUGCUGCCAUGCCCAUGACUGCUGCUACAGGCGGCUGCGAGGGGGCAGCUGCAGCCCCCUGAUAACCCCCUACCACUUCGAUGUAAUCGAUGGGAACAUCACCUGCGGUGAUGAGCAGAGCUGGUGCAAGAGAGAGACCUGCCUGUGUGACAGGGCCGUGGCUUCGUGCUUUGCCAGCGCUCUGCCUUCCUACAACGUGUCCUACCGCUUCUACUUCAAGCUGAGGUGCAGAGGCAGCAAGCUCCAGUGCUGAAAUCCACACACGUCGGCCAGUUUGGAGUGCCUUUCCUCAUUGCUAUGGGAAGGACGGGGUUAUGUGGGUGCUGAGAGGGGCUGCAGCCCUCCUCCCGGUGAGGUGACGCGCAGGGGGAGCAGGGCACACGCUAUGGCUGGAGAUCCCCGGCUCCCCAAAAGCGAGUCCUUGUCCCUUCCUCCUCUCUUUUCUCAACUGAUUUCAUUUUCCAGCAAAAGAAAAGGAAUUGAAUAAAAGGUGUGAAAAAAUGC